CUUAACUCAGUCAAGAACAAAGUUCGUUCGGUCUCACUUACACGAUGAAGAGUUUAAGUCGGCCUGCGGUUUCUAUAGUUUCGAUCCUCUUAAUUUUUUACAUUGGCUACUCUUGGGCUAGAUCAUAUCAGGUAAAAUAUUUAUUUUCAAUAUUGUAAAGGAUAGCUUUUAACAAUUUCAUGAUUUCAUGUUUACAAACUAGCCAUUUUUUCUGUGCCUAGGAAAUCCACCAUUUGUUAACCGACGACGAGAGAGAGUUGAUUUUUGGCCACCCAUUUCCAGAGUAUGGUAAGAAAAUGAUUUCAAUUAAAGCUAUGCUAAGCUAUAAAUGAAAUGAAUUUUAGAGUUUUCGUCUACAUUUAAAUAGAAAAAUAAUAAUGUCUUUAUAGCUUAUUUGUACCGGUUUGGACAAUAAGUUAAAUAGGAAAAGCUAUCCGACCUUCGCGUAUUUCUCCGGUCAAGCUGAUGAUCAGAACUAUUUUUCCUUUAGAUUUAAGAAAAGAGCUAUCUUAGAAACUGGGAUAAGCUCAUUUUUCCAUUGCAUCCCAACUCUAUCAUUCAUUCCAAAAUAGAGAUUCGUCUUGUUUAUGCCGUUUUGUUUUGUUAUUCGAAAUUCAGUUAACGGUCAAAUCUUGAAUCGGUAAAUUAUUCAUUCAUAUAAUAAGCAAUGACGGACAUAAAAGUUAUUUAUAUGUUUGAGCACUUCUUACAAUAAGCUUAGAAUACAAAUAACAUAAGUCAACUAGGGGUCAUUCGACACGAUUUUUAGAAGAUCAUCCUUCGUAGCAGUUGGCUCUUGUCCAUUUUUCAAUCCUGGAAAUAACAUGUGUGGGGUUAAUACCUAAAACACUGGAAAAAAACACAUAAGCAUCAACGACAUGAACCCUUGCUUUAAUUUAAGGGUCGCAGUUUGACGAAUUUUUUAACAAAAAAGAUGUAACUUCCUUUCAUAUCCUAAGGUAGUUUUCCAGGCCCGACAAUAACCGUUAAGGUUUUGAAAUAGUAUGAUCAUAGGUAUUUCAGUCUAAUCACAAAUUUAAAAUAACGCAUUGAGGCGUGCAUGCAAUAAAGCUUGAUAUCUUCUUAUGCAAUUAUACGCCUCAUGAAAUGAAAAUAGUAAACAAAUCAAGAUUUGUUCAGGUCUGUUUGUUUCUGGUAUGAACUCCUGCUGCUAUGAAUUGUCAACAGCUUGUUUUAUCAUUUUUCCAUGAUCCAACAAACAUUCCAGACAAGGUAUCAGACACUGGAAAAUUGCUACCUAAGCCCCGUCCACAUACACACGGAUAUUUUUUAAUACGCAACUUUCUCUUUGUGGAUUGGGCUUCCGUCCACACGCCAUCAGGUGAGUCCGGUAUACGAAUCCGCAAUGUUUUUAAUCCAUCUCCGCUCCAGAGUGGAAAUUUUUAAUUAUUCUAUGAAACCGGAACCGUGUAGACGCCAAUCCCGGGUAGUUUCUUAUCCAGGGACGUAACAAGAUCUGGCCCAGUUCCUUACCGUGAUGGUGCCAAGCGCAAUAAUUGCUUCUUUAAUACUUCAUGGAAUUCAGUUUCAUGUCUUAUAAACGCGUGUGCAUUCCUGUACUUUUAGUUAUUCCCGACCGGCUGCUCGACAUUCUGAGGCUUUUUUCCAUGUCAGCCGGAGAAUGAUGGCGAGAAAACUUUCGCAUCAGCAGAAGAUCACUUUUCAAAUUAGCUGACGAACUGAGAGUGAGCGUGGGUGGACAAAUUCGAUUUGAACGUGUGGGCGUGGAAAUUUUUGAAUCCGCAAAAAGAAAUUUGUGGAUUCAAAAGUAUCCGGAUACUUGUGGACGGGGCCCUAGAUAUUCCACCACCAAUUACUUUCAUUCGCGCAUCCACCAAAUCGAAGCUUUGUGCGUUUUCCCGCUUUUUGACUGACCUAUCAGGAACGAGUGAUGUCUGAAAAAGGAUAGCUAUUUUCAUCUCCUAAAAACGCUUUCGACUUUUCUUUACUUGUCUGCUAGACUUGCUAACAAGGCGACUUUUUUCCUCUCAGAGAUUAAACCUACUAAAGUACUUCUACUCGUCCCCUUGACUUUAAAUAGCCUGGCAAACCGCGUGCAUUUUCGUGCCUUCACAAGCCAAAAAAAUUGCCUGCUUCUAGCUAUCAACAGGACCCCAUAUAUAUAACCUCUUGCUGUCAGUUGGUUUGUUUAUUUGCCUGCUAUACUGACAGCACCAAGGGCUUUUUAAAAACAUCUCAUUUUUCCUUGUUGGUAUGUUUUACACACAGUUCCAGAGUACGACAUAUCUCAUCCUGUUCAAGUUGAUGAAAGCGGCAGGUUCUUAUCACGUGACCUAGCAAAUGGCAAUGCUCGUCGAAAGAGAGAUGUAGGAAGUUCUGUCCAAGAGCCUGUAUACUUUAAACUCUCAGCUUUUGGGCAAGAUUUCCACUUGAAUGUCACACUGAAUCAUCAGUUAUUCUCGUCCCAUUUUGAGGUAGAGAUUCGAGGAAACAGCUCAGAAUUUCAUUAUGACAUUGAACACUGCCAUUACAUUGGGCAGCUAAUUUCUCCUGAAGGAAAAAGAAACAAAGUAGCACUUAGCAACUGCGAUGGACUGGUAAGCUAUAUGUCGUUAAUAUAUCGAGAGAUGUGGGUUGAGAGGAGUUUAAUACAAUGCCCUGAGCUAUCCGUAAAACAACCGCAACGUUAACGCCUACCAUGCCCUAAAAAAAUAAUGCGCAAGUCCCAGGAGAUUAAAACCGCGAUAAUUUACUAGUUACGUAUUAGAAAUGUUGUAAUGGCUGCAUCUCUCACGGAUUUGUCACGGUCAUGCGUUACCUGAUUAAAAAUUCCUAAUGUCGAGAAACGUGCAUCCUUUUUUUUUCCUGAACGACUGAAGUGAUCCUCAAAUUAAUCUGCAAUUUCUACCUUUCAUCAAGACGACGAACAUCCCAUAUAGGAGUCCCUUCGGCUCACUCAGGACCGGUGCACGAGGAUAACGGCUUUUCUGAAGUUUCCAGCACAAAGUAUUCUAUACAAAUUCAAAUGAAAAAAAGAACGUAAAUAAAUAGGAGCUGACUAGGAAGCCAGAUAAGAAUGGACGUAAAAGUUUACCGUAUUUAUUCAACUAACCGCCCUGGGCGCUUAUUAAAUUUUUGGACCUUGGGAGUGGGCCCUUAUUCAAGGAUGGGCGCUUAUUAAGACGGAAUCCACAAGGAAAUUGAGUAAUUUUAUUUCUGAGAGGACAAAAACCUUGUACCAGAAUAAUUUAAAGAAUAUUGCAUUCUCUUUUGCAUUUUUCAAGGGCUAAAGAUGUAAGUAGUCAUCUGUAAUAACACCAAAGAAAAUUUCUCAUGGGAGUCCGAGAAAAUUAAUGUCAAAUUUCACAAAAAUUGUGAAAACACAGGCAAAAUUCUGGAAAUUUUAUGUGUAACAGGUAAUUUUAUGAAAUUUGACCUUUAUUUUCUCUGGCUCCCAUAGGAAAAUGGUCUUUUGUGUUAUUAUAGAGAUGGCUAAUUACAUCUUUAACCCCUGAAAAAUGUAAAAAAGAAUGCAAUAUGCUUUAAAUUAUUCUGGUACAAGGUUUUUGUCCACUGAUAGUUAAAAUUAGUCGAUUGCCUGGUGGAUUCCGUCUUUAAUUUUCACCAUUUUCAGCAAGUGUAGUAUAUUUAUUUCGCUACAAAACAAUAAAUGGUAGUAACAAAACGCGAAGAUGUAACAAAGCAAGGUUUCUGUAAAAAACUCUGAAGAAAACUCCGCCUUUGGGGAAGUCUCUUGAGUACUUAUUAAUAUUUUGGGGGGGGUUGGGAGGAUGAAGAGGGGUCGGGUGGGGGUGGGCGCUUAUUCGAGGCUGGGCGCUUAUUCGAAGUGGGCGCUAAUUCGAGGUUGGACGCUUAUUCGAAUAAAUACGGUAAUUUCAACUGAUAUAGAAAUAAUUCUGGAAGAAUUUUUCUCAAUUUUUCUUUUCUGUCUGUUUUUAUAACAAUGAAUACACGCAGCAAGGAUUAAUUCGCACUCCAGAGGACGUUUUGAUGGUACAUCCACUGCCUGACCGACUGGGACUGGAGAAAAACAAAACACGAGCCCACGUGAUCCAUAAAAGAUCCUUAGCCCCACAAAAGACUCUCAGAAGGGCCAUGCAAGACGAGAAAAGAUCUGCCGGCUGGUGUGGAGUACAAGGUAUUUUUUGAAUGAUUAAAACAUUCAUCCUCUUGAGCAAGUUGGAGAGCUUUGACUGACGACCAUCUCGAGUAAAUCAGUUAAUUGGCUGAAAGUUUUUCGCAUGCCUUGAAAGAGAUUUUGCUCGCUGGACAUCAUUUUUCCUAAUUUUUUUAAAAAACAAUGUUUCAUUUGAGAACUAAGUGGCCUUCAUCGGGAAUUUCAAGUUAACAGCUCAACUAAAUCAUCUCUUUGUUAAGUUGUUUAAAGCACCGCAUGUGUGGCUAAUCUGGCAAGGCCAUACUAACAUAAGCUAACUGACCAAUUAACAAUUCGCAUAGAGCGUACAGCAAAUAAAAACGCGAGAAAAUGGGUUUAAUAUUGCUACUAGAUUAAAAAUUUUAAAACAUAGCCCCUACUAUAUAUCCGGGUACAGAUUGUCAUCAGGAAAACAGCCACAAUGAAUAUUAACUAUAUGAAGUAAGUAGCAAUUGUCGCUGUAUAUUAACGAUAAAUGCUACUUAAGCAAAAUUAAUUUACGUUCCCAUUCGGCGAUGAUAACUAGCAAAGCCCUUCAUUGUUUUUGCACAACUUGCUUCUUUUCUUUGCUUCAAAUUUUCAGGCCACUCAGCACUUCAGCAGUCCGACGAAAACGAAUCACACAUGAAUUAUCCUCGUUCAUCAUUGAACCGUAAACGAACCAUUGAAUCCUUGAUUGUCGUAGAGAAAAUCAUGACGAAGUUUUAUGGAAUCAAUCAGAUAAAGAAAUACGUUCCCACUAUUGUCAACAUGGUAUAACCCAUAACCUAGCUAUGCAAACAUUUACAAAUGUAUCAAGAGAUCAGGAGCACCCAACGUCAAUUUUCGGAAAAUAACUGUUCGGAAGACGAUUUGAGAUCUAGAAUUUUCGGUGCAUUUGUUGUCAAAUUUCUUGCUUGCCUGCCUCUCCUAGGAUUUUUGAACAUCUAAAAAAUGGUAUAGUUGCCCAUUUUUAACCGAUUUUUACCCUAAAAAGGGUCAUCUAGAAUUUUCGGGAGCCUUUUCUCUGGCUGAAAUUUUCGAAAAGGUAAGUUUUGAUUCCUAUAAUUUUCGGAUCGCUAGACUUUCAGCUACGAAAUCCGAACAGAUGAAACACUUUUAGGGGAUAAAAAUAUGCCUUUAUCUACCGUUUAAAGACUAAAAUACGUUUAACAAUGCUGAUGUUUUAAUAAGUGGUUUUGAACUAUAUUCUCGUUGGGUGCCCCUGAGAGAUGAUAUAGGCCCUAUUCAAACGAAACGAUCACGUUUGAUCAACUUCAUUGAAUUGAACAUUUUGGACGAAAUUUAUUAGAUCUGUUUGAUCACCUCGCUAGACAGUGUUAGGUGGGAUUAAAUCUGUUUUAAUUUCAAACGUUUUAUCCAAAAUCAUCUAAAACUUUGUUGCAGUUGACGAGCUUGCAUCACACUGGUAACGUUUGGACAGUUUUGGCAACAAGUGUAGGGCGUGCGCAUGUUCAGUCUAGUAACUGAUUUUGAUAAGCAAACAUGCCUUUUGAACUUUGAUCAAAUAUUACUCAGAUUUGGGUGGGAUUUUGCCCAACAUUCCCAUGCGCCUUUAUCGGGCUAUAGAUAGCAAUGAGUCCAUUUAACGGUCCCUUGAAGUAACAUAUUCGUAUAGUUUAAGGAAAAAUGGGACAUUAUGAGGACUUUUUCAAUAUAACAUACCAAACCCGACACAAUUCUUAAGCCUGUCGAAAUGUGCGACACACUCGCUGCCGAUAUGACAUAGAUCAUUAAAUGCCCUCAGUGUCACAAACCAAGAGCCAUUUUUCGCAGAUCUAAUUAAUGAGGAUAUUCAGAAUGACUCUUUACCUUUUUUUUUCUUCAGGCGCAUGGAUUACUAUCAGAUGCUUCUAUUGGAGCGGAUAUCAAGUACAUUAUCCAAAAACUACUGAUUCUCCAACAAGACAUGGUAGGUCUUGAAAAAUAUAGACUGGGAGAGAAAAAUUUUUCAAAUGAAUGAACGUGUCAGGGAAGAGAGAAAUUAUUAGUAUAACAAUUUAGGGUGAAUGCUGCUUUGACUUCGGAACUGUGAAACAAGGGUUUCAGAAUCGUUUUGUUGGGCAUUUUUAUUGAUUUGUUUUAUCCAGACGUUCGCAAGGGUCUACAUAACUGAACACAAAAACGUCAAAUAGAAUUUGUUACCCCACCUGCAUCUGGGACUGGACCAUGAUCAGCAACCACGCGCAAAUGUAACAGUGAACUUUCCUAGUCCCUAUACGGCGUCGUCUCGGUUAAUGUAUUUCGGUGACGUAUCCGAGACUUGGACCACGUGGACCAAAACGCAUAGGCCGUGCGGAAUAAUGAGAUCUAGAGCUAGGCAAACGGUGAACAAGCUCACUGUUGCAGGAGAAAAGUUCACGAAUUGUUUGUUAAUUACUGCCGUUGUAGCGUCAGAAUUUUAUAUGUAUUUCCUGUCUUCAACAGUACAUCUGAUAUUGAAGAUUGGGUAGAUAUACUCCACCAAGCCCACAGAAAAAUUACUGAGUAGCGUCGCUUAUAGCCUUCUACACAACCCAGUCCCCAGGAAUUUCCCCCUUCCAUUUCCUAAGGAAAAAGAAAAGCCCUGGGGACGAGUUUCCCUCUACACCACCACGGAUCACACAGCGGGACUUCGAUUGACGAUUUUAAAACAUACGGGGUGGUCUUAAUUUCCGAGAUCUUAGAAGGCAGUCCUUAAACUCAUAAAUUCUGUUUUGAUUUAUUUGUCUUUCUCUAGAACAACCUUGAGAUAAACACGCAUGCAGCUAGUACUCUGUCAAGUUUCUGUAAAUGGACCACAGGGCAAAAUGAGCCAGAUGACAAAAACCCAAAGCACUUCGACCAUGCUGCCCUUUUUUCCAAGUAAGAUGCAACUUUAUCUUAAUUCUUGCAAACUGAAUUUUAGGAAAGAAGAGGUUAACAAUCAGGGAGAGGUAUUCUAGUAUUUAGUAUACUCUAGCUACAACCCCGGACAAAACUGUUGAGACAAUUCCAUCUAUUUUCUAACUUUUGCGCCCUACUCCCGUCUCCCCUAAACACAAAAAGUAAACCCCCUCCCCACCCCCUAUUCAAAGUUGCCUUGGUCUAAAAACCAACGUGUAUAACUGCCAUGCUAUCCUAAACAACUUUGGAUAAGGGGAGGGGGGAAAUCGGGCAUUCAUUUGGCGGAGGCUUCAGUUUUUGCCGGGAUGACAGGAAAAAAUAGGCAUUUUUGCCAUUUGUCUCAACAGGUUUUGUCCGGGGUUGUAGCACCAAGCUCUGCAGUGGAAUUUUAUUUGGCAGCUGGAAAAUGUAUCUGUGAGAUUAUGCUCGGGUUAGCUUCCGGUUGGACAGAGUAAUCGAUUGAUUCACCAAUAUCAGCUAAUUUAAAAAGCCGUGUUGUUCAUGAGCUGUAUGUCCAAAUUGACGUCAAUUCCAAUAUGUUAGCAUUGAAGGGAUUUUCGGCAAUCUGCUCAGCCUUACGUUCUCAGUCUUUCCUUGACUGAACGUUGACAAUCUGCGAUGCACUGAGUCCCGUCAUAAUUCAGAUCCGUAUUAACCAGUGUCCGUAUUAACCAGGUUAAUUUUAGACAAAACAAAUGAGCUUUUCGUCGGGAUAAACGAAACGGUCCAUCAUAUACAGGUGUCUAUCGCAAGCGUUUUUAGGGGAGCUCGUAUUUCGUUCUUUUGUGGGGAGGGAAGAGAUACGAGCUCUCAUAAAAACGCUCGCGUGGGAGGCUAGAGGCUCAGAUCAUUUAUUUGAGGCUAAGUAAAAAAAUUCUUCUUCUGUAGGUUAAAUUUUUGUAGAGGCAAAGGUAACGGGCAGGCAGCAGAUUGUGGAACUAUACUAGGUAAGUCAUCUGUCAAUUUAACAUCAAGCCCUUCACUUUAUAAAAGGAAAACUACAUCUGGCUGUCAACUGAAAAACUGCGGAAUUUUUCUGUCUUGGUAUUGCGCAAACGAUUAGCCCUUAGCUAGUUUGAGUUGCUAUGGAUUUUAUUACUUUAUUUGAUUCUUUCAUUUCCCUUCACAUCAAGACAUCAUAUUUUCUGUCAAAAUUUAGAUCGCUACUCGCAAGACGUGUGGUUUCCCACGCGUGAACCUUUUACCACGAAAAAAGCUCGGAUGCCGAGUACAUGAGUAUAAUGACCAGAUCAAAAGUACGACCGCUUUGCAGUCUACAGUAUUGAAUCAUUUAUGGGCGAAGUCAAAACUUUUGGCCAUUAAUCUUAUAGAACGGCAACAAGCGUUUACAUCCAGUGUAAUAAUUAAACCCAAGCAAAAGGUAUCAGAUUGGAUAAGUAGUCCACCGGGUAUCAAUGAACCAACUGAUUAAAACGAAGGGAGGCAGCGAGGACGAGUUUACAGCGCACGGGGUUGAACUGGAUAUCUCUCUCGGUAGUUUCACGUUCAAUCGCUCAAAAGUGCUGAUAAAUAUCAUACUUUUACGCCCUUCUUUUUACGCCUUUUCCUCUUGUCUCAUCCUGUUCCCUGUCCAGAAAAAGAAAAAUGUUUUUCAAGUACUUCUGCUGUUGCAAACUGCAAUAUAUCUUGGAACAAUAUAUCCUAACCUGAAUACUACUACAUGUAGCAAGUAAUUUUUCUUUUUUGUGUUACGUUGUUUAGGCUUGGCUGACUUGAAGGGAAUGUGUCAGAGGGACACAAGCUGCACCCUCAACAAAGAUACUGGAUUGGGAACUGCAUUCACUCUGGCUCACGAGACAGCUCAUAAGUAAGAAUGAUGAGCAAUUGAUCAUUUCCUACCCUGCAAUCAUGCUCACUCGUGCGAGUUUGAGAUAAAUUUUGGCAGGGGAGCCGCCAGCGCCGAGAAGAAUGGGGCGAGGAACUUCUCAGUUAGUGGCUGUCCCCCACCAAAAUUUUUCCCCAACUUGUCCAAAUCAUUUCCUCCAACACCGUUGGACAAACAUUUUCGUCGUCUUUCUGGAGUCAGAUUAUCUCCAAUAAUCGUAUAUUUUUUGUUUUUUUACAGUUUGGGGGCUGAACAUGAUGCUGAAGGUAACAAGUGUAGGGAUGGUGUUUACAUCAUGGCAACUAGGGCCAGCGGUAAAAUCACAGCAUUUGAUUGGUCACCCUGUAGCCGGAAUUAUAUCACAAACUUUUUGCAGUAAGUUUAAGUUUACAUAUGAAUAGCACUUCUACUUGAAUAACCAAGACUUACUGUUGUUUCCUUGGGUAAACUUUACUCUGAAUAGAUUUCUCUAACCUCCUGGACAUAAAUGGGUGCUUAUUUCAGUGAAAAAAUAAAUAUAUAUAUAAAAUAAUUGUCCUUCGUGACUAUUUUUUAUAUAUCAUGCCUGAUUUUACCUGUACUUUUGCUUCCUACUUUAAUCCAUUCACUCUUGAAUGCCAAGCGACUUUCAACUCUAACGGAUAACAAAAACACAGGCAACGUAUAUUUAACUGUAUGUUACUAUUAUCCCUUGCAGUAAUGCUUUGAACUGAAUUUACCUUUGCGCAGGACUGCUCAGUCUAAAUGCCUGAAUGACAGCAGCGACCACAAAGUCUCAAUCCCUCAAGGGCUGCCGGGAAAACUCUACAACGGGGAUGACCAAUGUGUGCGCAUAUUUGGUGCUGGUUCAAGUGUUUGUCAAAUGCCGGAAUAUAAAAAGGUGAGGUGAGGGGGAGAAGGACAAGUUUUAUAAGUUAGAUGAACAAGACAACAGGUGAUCUCGGCAUAACUGGAAAUUUGAUUGUACAAUAUGAGUAAAAAUGGGGAAGUUAGCUUCGCACUCUUAUGUACAUCAAGAACAAAAGCGUAAAACCCGGUUGAGUAAUUAAUUUCUGUGAGACAUUGUAGUGGAACAUACUUAAAACUAGUUACAUCUUUGAAUCGAUAAAAGAUCCUCGCAGCUGAGUUUUUAACUUGAGCAGUUGAUAAAUAAUAAACUGACAAACGCGGGUUUAUUACUUAUGAAAUUUGCUUAAUCUGGCACCUUAAGUAGGACGUUUCCUUCUACCAUUCGCAUUUAUUUAGUGGAAUACUUGUUAUGUCAGUAUGUUAUCCCAGGUGCGGCUAAACGUUAUUCAGUUUGUUUAUUAUUUUUCUGGAUGUUGAUCUUCCUCACUACAGAAAAUGUGCGUCACCUUACACUGUCUAAAACCUGACGGAUAUUGUGAGUCCAAUGACGAACCAGCCGCAGAUGGAACAAUAUGUGGUCUCAACGAUGACAUGGUACCGAUCCUUUGAUCUUCCUCACUACAGAAAAUGUGCGUCACCUUACACUGUCUAAAACCUGACGGAUAUUGUGAGUCCAAUGACGAACCAGCCGCAGAUGGAACAAUAUGUGGUCUCAACGAUGACAUGGUACCGAUCCUUCUUUAAUCCACUUCUAUUAACGAAACCGCGAAAUAAAAUGAAGGCAAAUUCACACGUAGGACAAAAAUAAUACCUAAAGGCAAUGAGCUCGAUAGUAUUCAAGUGUAUUUUGCUUAUUUUGCUUAUCCUGAGGCUACGCAAGACGCGAAAUGGCUUUAAAUCAAAACGAGACUCCGCUCCGAAGAUCACUACAGAACAUCCCCCAAAGAGAGAAAACAAGCCUCCGGUUUCAAACGCAUUGAGAUUUCAAUUUACUAAAAAGAUAUGUCCAACACGUCAAUUUACUCAAAAUAAAUAGAAACAACACAAAAAGAAAAUACUGCGCAGACAAAAUUUUUAACUUAGCCCUUAAAUAAGUAGCAUUGACUUGUCAAAUAUUUCUAAGCACAGCGUCAAAAAUUAGUGAGUGUCGCGAAGUUUUUUCGAGGAUGUUAUUUUGUUUUUGAAAUAUUUACUGAGUUAAUUCAUAUGGUUUCAGGACCAUAAUUACUGAGGCUCAAUCUGUUAUCUCAUAGGUGUGUAGCCGGGGAAAAUGCCUCCCUGAAGGGAAAACAGGUUACCAGAAUGUGGAUGGUAACUGGGGAGCCUGGGGAAGGUGGAGCGCAUGUUAUCCGCGCUGUGGAGGAGGACUUAAGAAGAGAAUGCGCAAGUGUAACAAUCCUGCGUAAGUUAUUUCACAAGAAAAAAAAACAAUUCAGUUUUUCGCAUAACUACAUCACGGUUUCUGCAUCAAUUUGCCUUUUUUAAACCAUGUUGGUGUUUUCGCCUUAAGCUUCCCUUCGUUUCAUUUUCAAGGUAACCUAUUAUUAGAGCUUUUUAGAACGUUUUGAUCAGUAAGAGACUCUUUCUUUCUCUACUUGAUCAGACCAAAACACAGAGGAAAACUGUGCGAAGGGAAAGCUGCAGAAUACACAUAUUGUACUAAGGUAAUUUACAAUUUAACUUUGCAGUUCAAAGUUUAGUUUGUGCUUCAGGCCAUUUUCUUCCUAACCAGCCCGACCUUAGAGGAACACACUUUUUUACCAUUACAGCUUCUAUAUAUUUCGUAAUAUGGCAACUAUGGGCAGCCUUAGACAAACAUUGCUAGAAUGCUAGUGAUACUAACAUUUCUAUUGGGUUUUCAAAGAGUAGAGGGUGUGCAUGAAGGUGCUGAAAUCUCAGUCAGCAAUUAGUUUUUUGGUGAUUUAUCAGCUAACAACUUUCAGCCCAUAUCGUUAGCAACCAGUUACUCUCAGCCUCUUCCCCGGGCUAGUUCGCGCUAUCCAAGUGAGUGGAGGGGGCUUGGAACCUAGCGCGACGUCGUAUCCGAAAUCGCUGAGGUCGACUGGAAACGAGGCUAAGUUACUUACGGCCCCAUAUAAGGUAAUCCGAAUCCGAGAAUCCGGGGAAGUUUUACUUGUGGACCCGGGAAUCCUGGGCUUUGGAAUCAGUAAUUCAGCUUAAGGAGUCUGGAAUCCCGCUUAUGACGGGAGUCAGGUAUCCAAAGCGAAGAAUCCAGAAUCCAAGACUUUCUUGGGUUACCUUUCUAGGGGACUAUUCUUUUAAACCAGAUCUUACAAGACUGUAAGAAUUAGAGAAAGUUGUGGACUAAAAACUAAACCAUUUCCAGAGCCUUUAUGCACUGAUUCGUCCUGACAAGGCAAGACUUCUAAGUGAAUAUUGAUCAAGGCGUCUAUACAUGCAAUAUUCGGUUGGCAAUUAUCCUCACAUCUUUCUUAUUGGAAACUGUCAUUGGAAGUAUAUUCACAUUGACUUUUACACUGUAGAAAUGCCCUCCAAACUCCGAGAAUCCCAGGAUGAGACAAUGCAUAAACAACAGACACGUUCAGUUUGAAGGAGGACCAUUCAAAUGGAUUUAUGACCCAUAUUAUGCCCAAGGUUUGUAUAUAUUAAUGGUAUAGGUACCACUACAAGGCUUAAGAACUCUUCCCAUUUGUUAGACCGGUCAAGCUGUAAAAAGAAUUGCUCUUAGUCUAUUGAUUACACCUGUCUAGCCAGAUCCGUCUAUUCAGAUAUGCUCGGCAGUGAUGGGUUUUAGAGGAAAUUUCGAAAAAGACAUAUAAAAAAGGUAAAUUAAGAGUCCUAAUUUUAAGUCGGUUGCUGGAAAUAGUCAUCUGCUAACAAACGUGAGGCCGACGGUGCUCUCAUUUUAACCCCCUCUCUCCAACAGUACUCCGUUUUACGGGUAUUUAAAGCUUGACUUAAAGCUUCAGGGAAAGGAAAGAAGUAUAAAGAAGGAUUUCAGUUGUGCUCACACAGGGGAAUCGAACUCGGGACCUCCCACACAGAAGGUCGUGCACUAAUCAACUGCGCUAAUCCACCUUACUCUAAAAAAGACCGGUCCGGCUGGCCAGUUAAUCUGACUUUUGAUAAGGGCCCUAAGACUAAGGAACAUCUUCUGUUUAAUUCGGAUACCAGUAGUUUAGUCUUUUUUAUUGUUCGACUUAAUGAAACUUCCCGAAAAAAGUAAUUUUACUUGGUGCUUUCGAAGCAAAAAUGUAGUAAGAGAAGAAAAAGAGGACCAUUAAAAUAAAAAAAUGUGCUAUCACAAUUCGAUCAAAGACUAGAGUGCACAUCUUAUCCUCUAUAGUUUUUCUAUUUCAGGUUCUCCAAAGUGUGCUUUAAGCUGUGCUACAACGAAUGGAGACACCACAACUUUUGGAAAUGUAAAGGACGGAACGCCUUGCUCUGAUAAACCUGACAAGACAUUCUGCGUCAAUGGACAAUGCAAGGUAAAAUAUAAUAUUGCUUAAGGAAGUUUAGAAAAUAGAAUAUUUGGAAGGUCAUAGGUUCGAAUCCUGUCUGAGAGAAAAGACAUUUUCUCUCGUUACUUGCUAAUAUGAACUAAUAAGGGACAAUGAUGGGUAUUUUUCAGACUUUGCAGAGGUAACGUGUUUUUACACUAGUUCUUUAAACAAGACCUGUAAGCCCACAAACCUUAUAAUUAAAUGUAAUUUAGUACCCACGAAACACGUAGGAGUUCUUAAGAACUCGUUUUAAUGUUUCCAUGCGUUCCCGAUCGAAUUAGAAUUUAGCAGUGUUGGUUUUUAAUUUAGGGGGUGAGGGGGAGGGGGGGGUGAAAACCGGUGUACGGGGAGAAAAACCUCUCGAAGCAAGGGAAAGAACUAAUCACAAACUCAACUCACAUAUGACGUCGACGUCUGGAUUUGAACCCCGACUACAUCAGUAGGAGGCGCUGCUGUCACAGCUGUGCUACCCUAUUUCACAAGAUCUAUUUCUCCCUACGUUAAAAGACUUCAGAGAGUGUCCCUCGUGACUUUUGCGAAAUACCAUUUUCUUCUAGGCCGUUGGAUGUGACGGCGGCUUUGAUUCCAGAGCGAAGAAAGACAGAUGUGGAGUGUGUAAUGGAGAUGGUUCUAGCUGUUCUGGGGGUACUAUCAAUGGCAACAUAACACCAAGGCCGAUCAAGCCUAAACCAGCCUCCAGCGGUCAACUAAAGACCUUCACGUUCAACCGGAAGCCAGGAUGUAAGAUAGGCGUUUGAAUCAGUUCCCCUUCGUCGCGAGCAACUACAGGGUGCGGUCUGUAGCUACAGAACAGAGAGCCACGGCUCACUGGGCCUUAUUUGAAGGCCAGUUAGCGCUAGACUAGGUUUAAAACUUUAACUCACUACUGGAUUUUUCCGUAUUUAUUCGAUUAAACGCCCUGGGCGCUUGGUAAAUUUUUGGAUCUUUAGAGUGGGCGCUUAUUCGAGGCUAUACGCUUAUCAAAUCUUAACUUUUGCAACAAGUAGUAAAUUUGUUUUGUAAGAAAGCAAUAAAUAAUAACAAAAUGUUGUCACUUAUUCCAGGCAAUUCCAGGCUUGGCGCUUAUUAACUUCUCCUACCUGAGCGUGGGAACUUACUCGACUCAGGUGGGCGCUUAUUCGAGGUUGGGCGCUUAAUCGAAUACUAAUAUAGAUAUCGAAGAUCCAUUAGUUUUCUGCUCAUCUUCUUUAAAACUGGUAUAACAUGAAAGGGAUAUCAGUUAUUCCAUGCUGCUGCCAAUGCUUAAAAGUGCUUUUUCAUCGACGAAUACCUCUUUUUAUUCUAUUCUACAGGGGACUACUAUCAGACAAUAACGACUCUUCCUAAAGGAGCUCGAAAUAUUGAAAUCCAAGAAGUUACUGCUUCUGUUAACAACUUAAGUAAGUAAUCUUGGCGUCAUGAGCUCUAUAAAAUUUUAUUGCAUGCAAGAGGCACCCGGGCGCUUAUUUAAAAUGUCGAACGAAGGAGAAAUGUUUAUUCCAAAGAAGGGGAGUGCGUGAAGUCAGAAGCCCUUACAAAUUAAAAGGUUUCUUUGCUACGAAAGAAGGGCUUUUGGCGGGCGGCCAUUAAAUCUUCUUUUUCUGCAGACAUAAGCAGACAGAAAGCAUGACCUGGAACUGAGAAGAAUGAUUCCAGUGUAGUGAAAAUAGCUGUAAAACAGAAAUUGAGGAGACCUUCCUUGUAUUAUCAUUCCGUGGGGACGAUUACAGAGCAGGGAUGGGAUUUUCGUAAUUAAAGAAAACACUGCAAUCCCAAAUGCACAGUCAAAUCUCAGCGCCCGAGGGAAUGGCAAUUCCUUGAACUACCUUUCCUUGAAGUGUAUCAUAAUUGUUACACCUCUCACUUUUCUCCUGGGAAUAUUCCGGUGGUAUGGGGAAACAAGACCAAAUUAGACUAUUCACGUAGUGUGUUUUCUUUUUUUUUUCCAAGUGCUGGAAGAUGCUGGCAUGAACAAUAUCCUGAAUUACGAUUCGUACCUUGCCGAUUACGGUCCAAAGAACUUUAGAGGGGCUGGAACCACUUUUAAGUUCAAUAAGAAACACGAAAGGGAGACCAUCACAGCCCGAGGUCCCUUAACAGAGAGCUUAACAUUACUGGUAAGUAAUUAAUACACCAUACAUAUCUAGAAGCUUGUAACUCGACGAACCUGGUUAGAGCAUUGCUUUUCUGGGAAAGGGUCAUUUUAAGGCUUUUUGUUCAUACAGGUCGUGACGUUUAUGAAAGUCUUUAGAUUGGUGAAACUCGACACUUAAGGCGCAUUCGAUUGACCGUAUUCCAGAAUACGAAUAAACGGAGAAUCUAGAAAUCAUGGUAUUCACUGCAUUGAAAAAUCUAGAAACCUGUCUUAAUAAAAUAGCGUUCAAGUGAUCAAGAAAUAACGACAGAAGAAAUCUGUAAAAAAAUGUCGUGUAUUCUUAUUUCAAAAUACAAAAAUCGAGCGCACCUUUCUUCAUUGCGUGUAAAUGGAAUGAUGACGUGAAUUGGAACCACUAGUGUAGAGAGAUGAUGAGCGAUUUGUUUGUUGGUUGGUUUGUUUGUUUGUUUUUUCUUGAGUAGUAGAUGGGACAUUCUCCUCUCUUAAUAAAUCCUAAUGACCCUUACGUAUUACUUACCCUACUCAAUUCUCUUUCUCCACAGUUUGAGGCUAAUGAUGACCAGAAAAAAUACAAAGUGACUGGCCGGUAUAUGAUAGGAGGUGCCCAGUCUAGAAGGGACCUCUUUUCAAACAGUGAUGACUUUCCAGAACUUAUUCAAGAACUUGAGGAAGUCAAUAAAGAACUUAGUGACGCCAAGAAAGCAAAUCAGGCUCGUGAGAAAACAAAGACUAAAUGGAUUAUGACGUCAGAAGGAUGUUCUGUUACCUGUGGUGAAGGUAUGGAUAACGUGACGUCACACUUUUCCUCUCUAUUUCAGGUCCUCAAAGACUUCUAAGACAUUCAAAACAAGUCCUUUUAAUGGUAGCAUUGCAACUGAAAGAGUGAAAAUAUUCUCUAAUAGUGUCAUUCGACGCAAUAUCUUCGUGUUCACAGCGACCUACUCGCAAAAAAAAAUAAAUCUCCAGAUUAUACGGUGGGUUGCUGCAACUUGAAUAAACCAAAAAAACCUAAAGACUUUUGUUCUUGGGCCAUCGUAGUUUAAUCAGAAAUAAAACACAAACAACGGUGAUAACACUGUGGGCCUUCACUUUUGCAUAUGUAUAUUCACUAGCAUGAGAAAAGUCAAGUUUAUUUAAAAAUGCGAACGCACACAAUGUUUAUCACCGUUGUUUGUGUUUCAUUUCAGAAAAACUUAGCUAACAUACGAAAGACUAUGCAAGCAAAUGACUUCUCGAGCAAUUAUUCCCAUUGUGAAUUGGUGAAUGAAUAUCAGGACAUCGGAGGUUGGGGGAUAUUGAGCGCUAAUAGCAAAGUCAGUUAGAGGAAGGAAAAAUUAUAAAACCGUUUUUCAAAGAAAGUUACCAGUUAGUUUUAAAUUAGCCUUUUCCCAUAAAAAUUCGUCAAAUUUACCUUAUUCAACACGAAACAGGUUUAUAAACUGAAAUAGAAGCAAUUUCCACGUUUUGUGUUAAGCUUCCUUUUCUUACAGGAGUGGAAACGAUGAUUGCAGUCUGUGUCCGAGACGACGAUGAGUCAGCGGUUGGAGAUCAGUUUUGUGAGGAAAAGAGGCCUAAGGACAAGUAUAAAAAGUGUAAUCUCCAAAGAUGCCCUGCGAGGUGAGGCCGGUAAUGCAAUGAGUGUAUAUUAGAACUGAAUUUACUCUGGAGUAUAUGACAUCAGCAAGACUUCAUUCUUCAGUAGCAUAUAAUCGCCAUUUGCAGAGUUGUUCUAUAUGAAAAAUAUUCUUGAGAUAUAAUACUUAACGGUUGCGAUAGCAGUCGCAUGCAAUCAUCGACAAACCGGUGUAGACAUGGGGAACUGCGGCGCUAUAUAAGACCAAAUGUAUUCAAAAAUAAUAUUAUCGUGUUCCUCAAACAGUUAAGCUAGAUUUCUGGCCUUGUUAUAUGAAAGAUAGUGGCCCUGGUUUUUGAGAAAGGGAUAACUGAAUAAAAAGGGACGAGUAAGCGGUCACAAAAUCAACACUCUGCUGGUUAGGCAAGUAUGAAGCAGCGGUGAGACUCGCCUCCCAGACUUGUGGCCAGGAAUCAAAACGCAGAAGCGACGUCAUACAUGGGUUGAGUUUUUUAUUUGUUUCCUUCUUUGCUCCGACGGGUUUUUUUCAGGGAGCUCCGGUUUUCCGAUCUCCUCAAAGACAAAGACAAAUUUUCCAAAUUGCAUGCAGUUAAGAACGGUAGAAGAAGAACCACUGUGUGAAUGUGCAAACACUGAAUAUUAAUUUGUUUAUUUAUUCUUUUGAUUUAAUUUUAGAAAUGAUCAAUAGCGCUUUACAAUAAUACACUCAGUUAAAAAUAUAUUGUAAAGGAUAUAAAUAAACAAUGUAAAAUGUGAAAUGUAAAAUACAAUUGAAUGAAAAAAUAAGUAAGUAAAUUAAUUAAUCAAAAAUAACAAUAGUCUAACCUGUCCGAAAAAGGUGGGUCUUAAAGUUUGCAUUUAAAGAUAGUUAAUGAUUGAAUAUCGCGCAAAACUCAGCGAUAAAAGGAUCUGGCACCAAGGGUAGAAAGCAUUUUCUCUUAAGGCGGCUCCAGUAAAAGACUACUAUUUGAUCUAAAAUAGUAUCUCUACUCAUUGGCUAAGACGCUACAGUUUAUUAAGCAUUGAGGCCCCCUGUCUAGGUUGCGCGCGCAAAGCAUGAUUGUCGUUAGCAAUGUAUUAUAAAUAAAUUAUAGAAUAUGGUUUAUGUGAUAUCCUAAAUAAUCAAGUGUUCAGUGGAUUAUUCCCGAUAUCACAAAAACCUCAUCCAAUAAUUGUUUAAUAUCAUGAAAAAAGUUUUGAGACGCUUUCCGAUCCUUUUUAUCUUUUCCUGUAGGUGGGAGUUUGGUCCAUGGACCGAUUGUUCUAAAACCUGUAAUGACGGCACGCGUGGAGUUAGGUCACGCGAGGUUUUCUGUGCCACAGAUUCACAAAGUGUGGAGAUAGAAGUGAAAGAAAGCGAUUGCAAAGGACCAAAACCAGCAGCUUACGAGGAAUGUGGAACUCAGCUCUGUCCAGCAGAGUGGUACACAGUGCGAGCAGGCGCUGUAAGUCAAAUAAUAUAGCAUAACUCUGUUUUUCCAAUUUAACCUGAGAGUAACAAGAUAAUUAGUGUUUUAAAGCAUAUUAAUAAGUUUAUUUAAUUUAUGACAGCUUAUUGAGUGAGAGUUAUCUAUCCAGCCUCCAGCCAAUUUAUCUUCAGUACACAUACAUGUGGUAUGAACUAAACAAGAAGCAGACAACAACUUCUGUCUAGUCACAGUUGAAAAGAUCCAAAAUUCGCCUAUCAAACAGGAAAGUCAAAGAAGCCUUUCGAAGAGCUAAUUCCAGUCACAAAUUGAUUGAACGAUUUUCUUUUCUCUCAAUUGAUAUAUUCUUACACUGUUUACAGUGUUCAACUUCUUGCGGUGCUGGUGUCCAGGCCAUGGAUGUGAAAUGUGUUAGAGUCCAUUCAUCAGGCCAGGCUGCGACUGUAGAAGAGAAUGAAUGUACUGAUAUCAAGCCUCCUACUCACGUGACCUGUAACGCAGACAAUCCAUGCAAUGACGGCCUGGACGCUAAAAACUAAGGUAAUGGAUAAGGCGGUAUCUUUGAAAAAACAGAGAGAGACAGGUUUUCUGCAUGCCCGAACCAGAUUUUCCUCUCGUAUUUUCUUUUUGGCGUUAAAUGGGUCUAAAAAUAUGAGGGUAUCGUGAAAGUGAAAGCUAGACGUUUUCUUUGCCAAAUAAAAAUGCUGAAAAGAAAUGCUUUAAGACGCUUGGGUUCGGAUCCAAGAUGUAUAGGAAAUUGGUUACAUUCAAAAGAAAGCAUUUUGGGUCAUUUUGAAGUAAGCCAAUCUCUGUUAUUCUGUGUACCGUAUUUUAGCUGGAACACUGAUUUUUUUUUGUCUGCUUCAAAUUUCAGAUCACGUUUCCGCCCAGAUCCUUUUCAGAGGGUAUUCAGUAGUUAAGACUACUUCAUGUAAAUACACGUACUUAAGUUAUGUGAUUGAAAUUUUACUUAUUUUACUAGUUUUGUCUCAGAUAAUUUCAAAGUAAUCACAUUUUGUUUACUAACCUUUAACUUUUUCAUCAGCAACUUUGAGGGUCUCAAUGGGGUUAACCGAUAGGCGUAAAACGGCCAAAAAUUUAGUCGAUAGCCGUAAAAAUUGAAAAAUUUUAACCGUUAGCCGUAAAUAGGGUAAAAAAAAGUUAACCGUAAAAGAAAUUGUAAUUUGUGCUUGCGUGAUUAGCGCGCGAAAAACCAAACAACUUGACGCCGCAACCAUGUUUACAUACUCUCAUGCAAACACUGCUCUCGGCCAAUCAGAGCGCGCGUACUAUCUUAGUUAUUUUAUAAAAUUUGAUCUAAAAUAGUAUCUCUACUCACUGGCUAAGACUUUACAGUUUAUUAAGCAUUGUGGCCCCCUGUCUAGGUUGCGCGCGCCAAGCAUGAUUGUCCUUAGCAAUGUAUUAUAAAUAAAUUAUAGAAUAUGGUUUUUGUGAUAUCCUAAAUGAUCAAGUGUUCAGUGGAUUAUUCCCGAUAUCACAAAAACCUCAUCCAAUAACUGUUUAAUAUCAUGAAAAAAGUUUUGAGACGCUUUCCGAUCCUUUUUAUCUUUUCCUAUAGGUGGGAGUUUGGUCCAUGGACCGAUUGUUCUAAAACCUGCAAUGACGGCACGCGUGGAGUUAGGUCACGCGAGGUUUUCUGUGCCACAGAUUCACAAAGUGUGGAGAUAGAAGUGAAAGAAGUUGAUUGCAAAGGACCAAAACCAGCAACUUACGAGGAAUGUGGAACUCAGCCCUGUCCAGCAGAGUGGUACACAGUGCGAGCAGGCGCUGUAAGUCAAAUAACAUAGCAUAACUCUGUUUUUCCAAUUUAACCUGAGAGUAAACAAGAUAAUUAGUGUUGUAAAGCAUAUUAAUAAGUUUAUUAAAUUUAUGACAACUUAUUGAGUGAGAGUUAUCUAUCCGGCCUCCAACCAAUUUAUCUUCAGUACGCAUACAUGUGGUAUGAACUAAACGAGAAGCAGACAACAACUUCUGUCUGGUCACAAUUGAAAAGAUCCAAAUUUCGCCUAUCAAACAGGAAAGUCAAAGAAGCCUUUCAAAGUGCUAAUUCCAGUCACAAAUUGAUUGAACGAUUUUCUUUUCUCUCAAUUGUUAUAUUCUUACACUGUUUACAGUGUUCAACUUCUUGCGGUGCUGGUGUCCAGGCCAUGGAUGUGAAAUGUGUUAGAGUCAAUUCAUCAGGCCAGGCUGCGACUGUAGAAGAGAAUGAAUGUACUGAUAUCAAGCCUCCUACUCACAUGACCUGUAACGCAGACAAUCCAUGCAAUGACGACCUGGACGCUAAAAACUAAGGUAAUGGAUAAGGCGGUAUCUUUGAAAAAACAGAGAGAGACAGGUUUUCUGCAUGACAAUUAUGCCCGAACCAGAUUUUCCUUUCGUAUUUUCUUUUUGGCGAUAAAUGGGUCUAAAAGUAUGAGGGUGUCGUCAAAGUGAAAGCUAGACGUUUUCUUUGCCGAAUAAAACUGCUGAAAAGACAUGCUUUGAGGCGCUUGGGUUCGGAUCCAAGAUGCAUAGGAAAUUGGUUACAUUCAAAAGAAAGCAUUUUGAAGUAAGCCAAUCUCUGUUAUUCUGUGAACCGUAUUUUAGCUGGAAUACUGAUUUUUUUUGUCUGCUUCAAAUUUCAGAUCACGUUUCCGCCCAGAUCCUUUCCAGAGGGUAUUCAGUAGUUAAGACUACUUCAUGUAAACACAUGUACUUAAGUUAUGUGAUUGAAAUUUUACUUAUUUUACUAGUUUUGUCUCAGAUAAUUUCAAAGUAAUGACAUUUUGUUUACUAACCUUUAACUUUUUCAUCAGCCACUUUUCUGUAAAUAUUCAUUUCAGAACGAAUAACAAAAGAUGCACAUUAGGCAUAGUGCAUUAGAGUAGCAUAUGUUUCAUAGCAUAUGUUUCAUAAAGAUUAAUGUACAUAUUAUGUUAGUUACUUGUAAAUGAAGUUGACCUUUGGUAUUUUUGGACAUCAUGAUUUUGUAAAC
Molecule: messenger RNA, 21336 nt
Organism: Porites evermanni
Lineage: Eukaryota; Metazoa; Cnidaria; Anthozoa; Scleractinia; Poritidae
Source: the annotation of a GenBank genome assembly